AUGGAUAAUCAUAAAGAUCUAGUGAAAUGGUUCCGAGAGAUGGGAUACAAUGGACAAAUACCAGAUAAUCUUUUUGCAAUUUGCAAUAAUUCCACAAAAUCUAUAUGGAAACAACUAAUGAAAAACGUUCACCCUAAACAAGAAAUAGAAACAAUUAGAAGAAAUAUUAUAUUGAACAGGCUAAUAGCCAAAUCACUGAAUAAACAGAAUGAAUUUGCAAACAAAAUUGAACAAGUUGAACAAUUCAAGAGAAAAAUGUCAUCUGAAAAAAAGCUAAAAACCAUGGAAGAUGUUGUCCAAGAAAAGAAGCACGAAGUAGAACAACUUUCACAAAAUUGCAGAAUAAAAAAUAUGUCUUUGGAUGUUUUAAAGAAAAAAGUAGAAGAAAACAAGCAAAGAAAAUACUUGCUAGAUUCCAAAAAGAAAUUGCUGGAAGGGCAAAGUUUGCAAGCAAAAGAAACUAUUCACGGACUAAAAAACAUUACUCCAGUGGAUAAAGAAGCAAGUUGCAGUACUGCAGAAAUUACUGUCACAUUAGAAAAAUGUGUAGAAAAACUAAACAAACACAUAAUAGACACUCAAAAGCUCCAUAUUAAUUCAUCAGUCUUUAUUCCAAGUGCGCAAAAGAAAAAUCCAGCUGCAAGUGAAACCUCAAUAGCCACUUACCUAUCGAUAAUUGAAAAGCAAAAUUUCGCUCAAAUAGAACGCAGUUGCAAAAAACAGGUUGUACAAUUAAAACUUCCAGCUUCACAUCCAAAAGUGAAACAUAGAUUAUUUGAUACUCCAAAAAUAAUUGUAAAUGAAGAGGGUAGUUCUGAUUCAGGCAUAAAAGCCUUCUCAAUUGAAGAACAAGACGAACUCAGUCCGAUUACAGUAAUUCAGAACCCUAAGAAAAAUAAAAGAGAAUCUUUGGGACUUUUGCCAGAUUCCUGUCUGGAAGAUGUGGCAAAUAACGAAAACUUUCUGAAUGUGAGCGCGUUCAGUUUCAAAGUACCGCAAACGACGAAGAAGGUCAAAAAACCAACCGAAACUAUGGAAUCUGAAUUGCUAUAUCAGAAAAAAGCAGUUAAUUGUGAAUUAAAAAAAUUAUUGCAUAGUAAUGAUAGUGAAUUGAUAUACGAGGUUUUACAGAAAUCCAUACAAAAUGUUGUAGUUCAGUUCACCAAGAUUGUGUCUAUGAAGCAAGUGGAGGAAGAUAGCCAAUGCAAGCUUAAUGAAGUUGAUUUAGCAAAACUAAGGUUUAUCCAUGUCCAAACCGAAUUCAAUAUAAUUGAGCAGAAAAAGGCCAUGCAAGGGUUACUUGAGAAAAUUUCUAGAAGGAAACUAGAUAUUCUGAAAAGUAUAAAUCCAAAAGAAAACUAUCUGAAAGAACGUCUGGAACUCAGUAUAAGACAAGUGGGACUUCAGACAUGCCACUCUGCAUUGAAAAGGGAAAUUGAUUUGAUAAAUAUUGUGGAGAAUGACGAUAAUAACAUCAAAAUUUUAUAUGCACGAAUUUCGAAAAUCAAAACUGAAAUUGCCAACAUCAUCCAUUUGCUCCAACUCACCAUGGAUGAACUAUACAGAUGUCAAAAAUCUAUAGUAGAAACCAGUGACUUAAUUCUAAACCCUCUCUGGCAGUUAAGAUCAUUCAAAUCCGACACUGACUGGUUGAAUCCGUUAACAGAACCAAUUUGGACUAGCGAAAUGAAAGUUUUUGACAAAUUUCCUUUGGAGUAUCAAAGAAGGUGCGCUUACACCGAACCAAAAAUUUUCUACAGAAAUUUAUGUACUGAUAACUAUCAAGCAUCAAAUUUAUUGAGUGAGAAGGACUUACAAAUGCUAUCGAUAGUUUUGGAUAGUCCUUUCAAUCCACCAGAAGCAAUUUUAUUGAACUUUCUUAGAGCCCAAAUAAAAUGUAAAGUUUUGAUGUCAAUUAGACAAAAAGGAGGUGUAGUGCAUUAUAAGAAAAACUACUCGCUUGAAGAUUUGCAGCAGCAAGAAAGUUAUCUUCAAUAUGCUUUAGAACAGUUACGUAAAUUAAUGUUUUCCACUAGAGCAGAACGUACUCUUUCUAUGGGAAGUUUUAUAAAACAAGCCAUGGACAUUUGGUGCGAAAUGCCUAUGAAAGACUUUAUAUCUGAGUCAAGAGUGUUUCAAGGUAACAAUUUUCAGUUUUAUCAAAAUAAACUUAAAGCAUUGAUAUAA
Molecule: messenger RNA, 2187 nt
Organism: Ceutorhynchus assimilis (cabbage seed weevil)
Lineage: Eukaryota; Metazoa; Arthropoda; Insecta; Coleoptera; Curculionidae
Source: the annotation of a GenBank genome assembly